CUUCGAAACCCUAGUUCUUCUGGGCUCGUUUAACCAGUUGGAGAGAGAGACGGAAGCUCCGCGCUGCUGCCGAAGUUCCUCGAAAGAAGAGAGGAAGAUGGUGAACGUUCCGAAGACGAAGAAGACAUACUGCAAGAACAAGGAGUGCAAGAAGCACACCUUGCACAAGGUGACACAGUACAAAAAGGGAAAAGACAGUCUUGCUGCUCAGGGAAAGCGUCGUUAUGACCGUAAGCAAUCUGGUUAUGGUGGUCAGACCAAACCCGUCUUCCACAAGAAGGCCAAAACAACCAAGAAGAUUGUGUUGAGGCUUCAAUGCCAGAGCUGCAAGCAUGUGUCUCAGCACCCAAUUAAGAGGUGCAAGCACUUUGAGAUCGGAGGAGACAAGAAGGGCAAAGGAACAUCCCUCUUUUAAGUGUACCUUCCCCUCCUGAAACUUCUAGUUCUGAGUUACUUUCCGUUCUUAUCGGAUCAAUAUCUUAAAUGACGUUUUAUGUGACGAAACUGCUUCAAUUUGCAAUCAAGAAACAUGGGUUCCGAAAAAGACAAAAGCUUUCAGGAGAAAUCAAGAAGUAUUUUCGAUU
Molecule: messenger RNA, 584 nt
Organism: Tarenaya hassleriana
Lineage: Eukaryota; Viridiplantae; Streptophyta; Magnoliopsida; Brassicales; Cleomaceae
Product: 60S ribosomal protein L44
Exons: 4
Coding region: 98-415 (105 amino acids)
Biological process (GO): translation
Cellular component (GO): cytosolic large ribosomal subunit; ribosome
Molecular function (GO): structural constituent of ribosome
Source: RefSeq, a predicted model, not a curated record